Molecule: messenger RNA, 1698 nt
Organism: Diaporthe amygdali
Lineage: Eukaryota; Fungi; Ascomycota; Sordariomycetes; Diaporthales; Diaporthaceae
Exons: 4
Coding region: 1-1698 (565 amino acids)
Source: RefSeq, a predicted model, not a curated record
AUGCCAAAGCAGAAGAAUUGGCGUGUCGAUUUUGUCCAGAGGCCGGUCAUGCUGCUCAAUGAGAUUAAUUGGCCAUACUUCAACUUGAUCAUUUUCAGUCAAUUUGAGCAGCUUGUACCUGAGCUUGGGACAUCCACUGCUGCCCAUGACUGGCCCAAGAAUGGAGGCAAGUCACACAUGCUGCGAUCCACAGCUCAACUGGCUCCGGCACCACAUUCUCCGGAACGUUUCUUUGACCUCAUUGUGCGUGCUGAGUUCAACAGGAAUACCGCUACCCUGACGAUCUAUGCGGACAAGCUAGCAAGCAUAUUAACAUCUAAUAGGCCGGGAAGCCCAGAUAUCAUCCAGUUCCUGUCUAAGUACAACAUGGCAACAGCCCGGAACAACGAGUUAAGCAUGGAAUCAUUGGUCAUACGAGAUGACAUGGGCGCAACGCUCGAGUCACUUCCCAAUGAGGUCAUCGGAGAGAUACUCGACAAACUGACUCUUGACCACGAAACUGUCUACCAAGUCUUUGCAGGUUCCAAGACCUUGGCUUCUGCUCAGGCUAGUCUCGGUGAACUGCGAAACUUCUCCAUGACGUCCCAACGGAUGGGUGCAAUUGCGCGGCCUCACCUCUACCGAGUUAUCGUAAUUCCUGCUCCGAACAAACUCACCUGUCUCCACCGGUCUCUAGUAGCGGAUCCCACACUGGGCAAUUAUAUCAACUCGCUUGCUGUACUCCGGCAUUACGAUCUAUCCAAGCCUGAAGAACCGAGUUGGCUAGCCAGCGGUCGCCCGACACGAGCCAUGUCGCUGAGCGAAUUCUCCCGGACGUUUGUGGCCAUACUCAAGAACACGCCUCGCCUCAUCACACUGUCUCUGGUCCGGGUCCUUGGUACGAAGUCAUUGGAAGAGGCGUACCCAUUCGAUCAACUGGUGGACUCUAUGGCGCAGGAAAUCAGCAUUGCAAAAAACGCUAGCAACGAUCGAGAAUUCUUGCCCAUGGUGAAGAUAUUAGGGAUUUUGCGUUCCCGUGGUGAGACUUUGGGAGACAGCCUUCGUCGAGAGCAUGAAAUCUUCAAGGAUCUACUCAACUUGCCCAAUCUGGAACACAUUUUUGUCAUACGAGAUCCGGACGCUUUUGGUGCGGGAGUAAUCGAAAAUCACGUCGACUUUCUUGGAGACCGGUGGAGCCAUUGCACGUGGUUUUCACCGUCAUUACCGUACAACUUAAGCAAGGUUCCGAUGUUGGAGACCCUCAGGAUACCAUUGCGAUACUUCCAGGACAGCGAGAAAAAGCCAGGGUGUAUGUUCUCUCCAGAAUUGGUGCUUCCAGCGUCCCUGAAAAAACUGGAACUAUACGCUGAUCUAAGACUCGAUGCUCCAUGGCAUGUGGGUGUCGAAGGAGCAGAUGUAGGGCAGGUGAUCGACGAAAAUCCCGGAGAAAAAUUUGAGCCUGUUUCCUGGACCAUUGGGUUUCUAGAGGAUGUUUAUCAGCUGAUCCCCAGCCACUUCCCGGGCCUGGUAGACGUGGUUCUCGAACACGCAUCAAAUCCCGUCGAUCGCGAUGAUGUAAAGUUUGAGGCCCUCAAAAACUCGUUCGCGAGCAAAGGAAUCCGAUUUCGAACAAUUUGCACGCAAGAGCUUUGGUUCAAGCCAUAUUGGUACUGGCACACUGCACAAAAUUCACAACAACAGCAGGCCAUAGAUGGAUAG